AUGGAAACUCGAUAUCAUGAGCAUGCAGAAGCAAAAUGGUUUUUGUCAAAGAUUCAGGAUGAAUUUAGAGGUGGAAAAAUCAGCGUUGAAAAUACUUACAAAUUGCUUGAAAAACUUAAUAUUCCAUGCAGCUUUUCUCAUGUGAAAAAUGUUUUUAAGGACAAUGACAUACAGAGACAAGGGAAAAUCACCAUAGAAGAGUUUAGAGCCAUUUAUCGGUGUAUUGCACACAGAGAAGAAAUUAUUGAGAUUUUCAACACGUAUUCUGAAAACCGGAAAAUUCUUUCUGAAAAAAGUCUGACUGAAUUUUUAACCCGAGAGCAGUAUGAACUGGAGUUAAAUUACUCCAUUUUAACUGAGAUCAUCCAAAAGUAUGAGCCCAUUGACGAAGUGAAGAAUAAAGGGCAGAUGUCGUUUGAAGGUUUUGCAAGAUACAUGUCUUCACCAGAAUGUCUGCUAUUUAAAGAAAAGUGUAAAACAGUCUAUCAAGAUAUGAAUCAGCCAUUAAAUGACUAUUUUAUUUCAUCUUCUCACAACACAUAUUUGGUAUCUGAUCAAUUAGUGGGAUCAAGUGACAUUUGGGGAUAUGUAAGUGCCCUUGUGAAAGGCUGCCGCUGUCUGGAAAUUGACUGCUGGGAUGGAGCACAAAAUGAACCUAUAGUGUACCAUGGUUACACGUUGACCAGCAAGCUUCUCUUCAAAACUGUUAUCCAAGCAAUAAACAAGUAUGCCUUCAUGUCAUCUGAGUACCCAGUGGUGCUGUCCUUGGAGAACCACUGCUCCCCUGGCCAGCAGGAAGUGAUGGCUGACAUUCUGCAGAGUACCUUUGGAGACUUCCUGCUCUCUGAUAUGCUUGAUGAGUUUCCAGAUAGACUACCAUCUCCAGAGGCACUAAAAUUCAAAAUAUUAGUGAAAAAUAAAAAAAUAGGAACCUUAUUGGAAACCCGUGAGAGGAAGGGAACUCAAAAACAUGGCCAGGUGUUAGAGUUAGAAGAAGAUGUAUAUGAAGAUGAUGAAGAUGAAGUAACAAGUGGAACAGAAACACAAGACGUCUUUUUCUCACGGCUCCACAGGGCAAAGGAGUUAAGUCUCUCAAAGCUGACUGGAGGAGUACUUGCCACCAAAAGGAGCAGGAAGCUAAGAAUAGCUCUGGCCUUAUCUGAUCUUGUCAUUUACACUAAAGCCGAGAAGUUCCGGAGCUUACAAUAUUCAAGACUCUAUCAGCAAUUUAACGAGAAUAGUUCUAUUGGCGAGUCUCGAGCUCGAAAACUUUCAAAACUGAGAGCACAUGAAUUCAUUUUCCACACCAGGACAUUCAUCACCAGAGUUUACCCAAAACUUAUCAGAGCAGACUCUUCUAACUUUAACCCUCAAGAGUUUUGGAAUGUAGGCUGUCAGAUGGUGGCCUUGAAUUUCCAAACCCCUGGACUGCCUAUGGAUUUGCAGAAUGGGAAAUUUUUGGAUAACGGAGGCUCUGGAUAUAUUUUGAAGCCAGACUUUCUAAGAGAUACAACCCUCAGCUUUAACCCAAAUGAAACAUCAGGAAAUGGCCGCCCAAUUACCCUCACAAUACGACUCAUCAGUGGGAUCCAGUUGCCUGUCAGCUUGUUCCCUGGCAAAGAUGACACAUUAGUGAUUGUGGAGGUGUACGGUGUUCCAAAUGACCACAUAAAACACCAGACUCGUGUUGUUAAGAAAAACGCUUUCAGUCCGAGGUGGAAUGAAACAUUUACAUUUGUUAUUCAAGUGCCAGAACUAGCACUGAUACGUUUUGUUGUUGAAAAUCAAGGCUUUAUAACAGGAAAUGAAUUUCUCGGGCAGUACACUUUACCAGUUCUUUGCAUGAACAAAGGUUAUCGUCGUGUUCCUCUGUUUUCCAAAGCAGGUGCAAACCUUGAACCUUCUUCACUGUUCAUUUAUGUUUGGUACAUCAGAGAGUGA
Onychomys torridus (southern grasshopper mouse) is the source of this 1941-nucleotide messenger RNA. RefSeq names its product phospholipase C zeta 1 (gene Plcz1). Gene Ontology annotation, molecular function: phosphatidylinositol-4,5-bisphosphate phospholipase C activity; calcium ion binding. The record is from RefSeq and is a predicted model, not a curated record. Lineage: Eukaryota; Metazoa; Chordata; Mammalia; Rodentia; Cricetidae. The transcript is spliced from 13 exons. Gene Ontology annotation, cellular component: nucleus. Gene Ontology annotation, biological process: positive regulation of cytosolic calcium ion concentration involved in egg activation; lipid metabolic process; intracellular signal transduction. The coding region runs from base 1 to 1941 and encodes 646 amino acids.